Molecule: messenger RNA, 4267 nt
Organism: Nicrophorus vespilloides
Lineage: Eukaryota; Metazoa; Arthropoda; Insecta; Coleoptera; Silphidae
Product: RB1-inducible coiled-coil protein 1
Exons: 14
Coding region: 368-4150 (1260 amino acids)
Biological process (GO): autophagy of mitochondrion; glycophagy; reticulophagy
Cellular component (GO): Atg1/ULK1 kinase complex; phagophore assembly site membrane; extrinsic component of membrane
Molecular function (GO): molecular adaptor activity; protein kinase binding
Source: RefSeq, a predicted model, not a curated record
UUCAGCUGUUUAUUAUUUUGAUGUUUGUAUAAUGUCCUUGGUAUUUUUUUAAUGAGUUGCAAAUCGCACGUACUUUUUGCUAAAUAACAGUGAAUCGUCAACCGAUGAUCACGUAGCGAUCACAUAAAAAUGUCUAUGAUAGACAGGAAUUGACCGUGGAUAAAACGGAUACGGUGAAUAAGGGAGAGAAAGGUCCGAAGAUCGGAGUUCGUUGUGUGGUGUUUAGUGUUGUUAGGCAUCAGCUGUAAGAAUGUCAGCUACGAGUUGUGUGUCGAGCACUGCAAUGGAAAAGAAUUCCAUCGUCGGAAAAAUUAAAUUCUAGUGACAACCUUCUGAUCUCAAGAAAUUCUUCUUUCAAACAUUAAAGAUGUUGUACGUAUUCUAUGUAGAUAUUGGCUCAAUGAUGACCUUCGACAUGAGCUUAGCAAUUGAAAGCGUAUCUCAUUUGAAGAAAUUCGUGGAAAAGGAGUGCGGAAUUCCAGUAGAUAAACAAGUCUUGCUAGUUAGCGGUGGUGUAUCUUUGGAAGAAGAUUCCCAAGUGUGCUCUUAUUCGGCUGGCACGGAUACAAACCCCAUUUUCCUUUUCAGUAAAUGCAUCAUAGAAUCUAUAACUCCGGAAAUAAUGCCCGGAGAUUGUGGCGCGGAUUCUGCUGAAAUUCGUUUUAUGAUAGAUUUGAAAAAUCGAGUAGAAAAAGCAAAAGAUUUGCCACCUGCUUAUGAGACUAUAGCAGUACGUGCCAAGUUGGCCAUGCAGUUUCAUCACUGCGCGAAACAACAAACGAUGUUAUGUGAGAAGCUCGUGCACGAACAGCAUCUACAGCAACAGGGAUGGGCAGCAGUGGUAGCAAAUCUCGAAGAUAUUACCAACGAGUUCAGAAACAGGUCCGAGUUAUUCGAGGAGUAUUUCAACGAUUUCUUGAGUGAACAUGACAAUUACAAAAAGUUUCUGCAAUUCUUUAACGAUGAUUUAGAAGUACUGGGUAGAAUACCAGUAAUUCAUACCUUGUUGGAAACAUCUGCUAAAAAUAAUGUUGAUGAUAGAAUUGUUCAAGAGAACGAUAACGAGGAUGAACAGGUUAACUUGGAAAAUAAAGAUAUUACUUUAUUUGAAUGGAUUUCUUCCACUGAUAGCAGGAAUACAAUGGAGCAAUUGUAUGAUCACUGCUCAAAAGGGCUAGAACAAUUCGAUCAAAUGGUUUUCUCGACAUUGCAUAAGGAAAUUGAACUUGUGAUACGUAAAGCACAGAAUAUGGAAAUGAAGGAAGUCAAGGGGUUAUCGGUUAGGUUGUGUGGGUUAGAGCAAUUGAUGAUUACAACUAAAAAAUAUGUAAGAGAACAAUUUGACUUAGCACAAUCAUUUCAACAGAAUCAAAAUAGGGCUGGACAUUUGGGAGAUAAGUCUAUAUUGCCGGAUCUGUGCGAAAGUCAUCGCAAUCAAUUGAAUGUGAUGGAUGCUAACCAUGCCUUAUUAUGCGAUAUCCGUCGGAGGUGUGCAAAGGCAAAGGAAGAGUUAUGUUUAAAUUUGUUUCAAAGAUUGAAAUGGGUCAUGUUCGUUCAGAAUAUGAUGAUCGAUGCAAAUCACAAGCUGGUGAUAUAUCAUGAUAAUUUGAAAAGAUUGAGACAAAAUUUGGAAAUUUUGCAACAAAUUCAUCUAGCUCCUGUCAUGUAUUUGUCGGCUAUUGUGGAAGUUGUUCGUCGUAGAGAAUUUUCUCAGUCGUUCUUGAUGUGGGCUUCUGAAUUGGCUUGUCAUGUGCUGACCAUUCACAAUGAAGAAGUUGCGAGGAGAAAAGAAUUUCAAUCCAUGUUUGAGGGUCAUUUUCUGAAUGCUCUUUUUCCUGGCAUGGAAGAUAUGCCUCCGACAUUUGCUACUCAGACUCCUUCAAUAUUUGAUUCUAGUUUACCAAAAGUUACAGCUGAAGAUGUCCAUCAGUUAAGAUCUAUGCUGCCGGAUAUGUCUGAGAAUUGUAUGGUGCACGAUAUAUCGGCAGUAACAAGCUUCUUCUCUAAGUUUUUUGUAAAACAAGACGAUAUUCCUGAUGACGGUAGAAAAGUCGAAGAUAGAUUGGUAGAUGUUGUUAACGAGAUUGGCUUAGCCAGUAAUAUGGAUCAAAAUCUUUUGAAGCCCACAGACAGUGAUACUUGUUUAUCCCGGCAUUUAUCACACGUGAAAGAGUUGGAAAAGGGCUGUGAUAGUGAAACGGACACUGAUGAAUUUGAAAAGGUUGGACAAAGUCCGCAAGAGUUACAGUUCGAUAAGGUCUUGAGUUCACUUCGACCUGGAUGCCAAGAUGCUUCAACAAUAACAACAGAGGGUUUCAAUUCGGCGCAUUUCGUUCGCUCCAAAUCUAUAUCGCCACAUACUCCCCAAUCACCACCUAAAUGUGGCAACGCACUAUUGUCGCCUAUUUCACCAACUCAAGCCAUUCAGCCCAAUGAUUUUAUAAACGAUGAAUAUUACAUUGAUGAGAGUCUUCCGUCCAGUUUAAGCAUUGAUGCCGGAAAUAAUGCGCAUAGCGAAUAUGCUAAACAACUUAGCAAUGCAAACGAUGUUGUCGCUUUAUUGCAGGAUAAUUUGCAGACUUCCCGUAAUGAACAGUCAAGGUUGAAGUCGUUAGCUAUGAACGUAUCUACGAUAAUGAAGGAAACCUCAACAAAUAUGCUCGGUGAUUUGAAGGAUUUAAAGACACUAUUCGAAAAGGAAAAAGCGGAACUAGAGGAAACGUACCUGGAGUUAGCUAAUAGCUGUACUGCCUUAAUGUGCGAACGAGACAGCAAAGAACAGGAAAUUAUUAAGCGCCUUUCUUCUCAACAUGAAAUAGAGUUGAAUGCAUUCAAGCGAAUGUUUGAAUUGAAUAAAGAAGAAAUGCUUUGCCUGAAUACAGAGAAAUUGUAUUUAGACAAUAGAUUAAAGAAUAUUAUUGUGGAAAAUGAGAGGCUAUGUGCAGUAAUUGAGAACAAUCAUGAAAAGACACGCGACGACUUCACAGCUCUCCAUGAGAAAAUUGCAAAAUUAGAAGUUGAAAAAGAUAAGACCAUAAAAGAAGUAAGUGAUAAACUUACCCGGGAACAUAAGACUGAAAUGGAUAAUUUAAGAACUAGAUUUCGUCUAGUUUCUGAAUUGGAUAGAAGCCCUUCCGAUGCGAAUUUGGAAAAAAUCGAUAAAUCUGACCAAAGUUUAAUCCAACAGAUUAAGGAUAAUUUGGAAUAUGAAAAAAGUAAAGCCAUUGAAGAUGCAAAGAUGGAAGAGGCAAAAAAGUGGUCCGAUAUUAUGGAAUCAAAGAUACAAGAAAUGCGUGCGUUUUACGAGGAAGAGAAGGACAAGAAGGUCGAAGAGAUUGCGAAAAGAAUUUCAGAUGAGAAGGAUAUUCUUAUAAAAACUUUGAGGCAAAGGGAGGAAAUUUUGAACUUGGAAUGCUUAAAAAAUAAAAAUAUGAUUCAACAGAUGACCGAACUGCAAGUAAGUUCCUCUUCUACGGAGUUUACUGAAAAAAUUGCUGCACUAGAAAAAGAGAAAUAUGCGUUGGAAUGUAAGCUGCGUUUAGACAAACAGAUUAUAAUGGGCGCAUCAAUGGAUAUGUCUACCUCAGUUGCUUUAUGUCCAGCUCCUAUAAUGGAAUGCUCCACUAGUUCAGUUAGGAGUAGUAAGAAAAUGAAGAGACAAAUGACUAGCAGCGAUGGAUUGAAUGUCGAGUCAUGCGCGAUUGGUGACACUGUCCUUGUUGUAUGGGAUGAAGAGCACGAGAACUUCACCAUUCUUCAGAAUAGUCCGUAUCUUUUCUUUCUGCAUUCGGAUAGCGUCAGUGUUUUGGAUCUGAAAAGGCCAGGACCUGGGGAGAAGAAAAUGGUCUUUUGCACAGGUGAAGUUGAGUUUAAGGAAUAUUGUCACGCGAAGAAGUCUCAAAACCGUUACAAAGUACCAAAAGGUACUAAAUUUUAUCGAAUCCAAGUGAAACCUGUGAGCAACAUGGUUAAAUCGCAGUAUACUCCGUUGAUGUCCCAAUCUGCAGCUUCUUCUAGAAUGGAUCAGUCAACAAUUGACCCGAUUUGCUUAUCACUUCCAAGUUCACCCACGAAAACACACUGCCUAGAUGCAACGGAAACUGAAGAUGAUGAAACGCGAUAUGGAGGUGGACUCUGCCACAUUUCCUAAUUUCAUUUUUUUUUUUAAAUUAGAAUUUCUCAACAAUCUCGAUGUGAUUAGCUGUUUAUGGAAAGAUCUAAUUCCGAUUUUAAGUGAUAUUAAAUGUAAUUCAUAUAUAUUUUUGUG